UAAGAAAGAAAAAGAAAAAGAAAAGGAGAAAACAUUUGUUAAAAAAAAUAAAAAUUUCAAUCCUCAAGAAACAGAAAUGAUAUAAGCAGAUCUCUCUCUACUCACUAUCCUGUAAGGCUCAGAUCGACAUCAUCGUUCAUCUCAUAGUUUUCAGGCAAAUAAACCACAAAGACACUGAAGUUACCUUUCAAUCAUGGAAGAGCCCUUGUAUCCCAUUGCGGUUCUAAUUGAUGAGCUGAAGAAUGAAGACAUUCAGCUUCGUUUGAACUCAAUCCGCCGUCUGUCUACAAUUGCUCGGGCACUUGGGGAGGAGAGAACUCGGAAGGAAUUAAUUCCUUUUUUGAGUGAGAACAAUGAUGAUGAUGAUGAAGUGCUUCUUGCAAUGGCAGAAGAAUUGGGAGUUUUCAUUCCAUAUGUUGGCGGAGUUGAUCAUGCUAGUGUUUUGCUUCCUCCACUGGAAGGUCUCUGCAGUGUUGAAGAGACUUGUGUCAGGGAAAAAGCUGUUGAGUCAUUGUGCAGAAUUGGGUCUCAAAUGAAGGAAUCAGACUUGGUAGAAGCAUUUAUUCCUCUUGCAAAGAGGCUGGCAGCAGGCGAGUGGUUUACUGCUCGUGUAUCAUCAUGCGGAUUAUUUCACAUUGCUUAUCCCAGUGCCCCAGAGCCAUUAAAAACUGAACUUAGAACUAUAUAUAGCCAAUUGUGCCAAGAUGACAUGCCUAUGGUGAGGAGAGCAGCUGCAACAAAUCUUGGGAAGUUUGCUGCUACUGUUGAACAACCUCAUGUGAAGACUGACAUAAUGGCGAUGUUUGAGGAUUUGACUCAAGAUGAUCAAGAUUCUGUCCGUUUAUUGGCUGUUGAGGGUUGUGCAGCACUAGGAAAGCUAUUGGAGCCUCAAGAUUGUGCUGCUCAGAUUCUUCCUGUCAUAGUUAAUUUUGCUCAGGAUAAGUCUUGGCGUGUCCGUUACAUGGUUGCGAAUCAACUAUAUGAGCUUUGUGAGGCAGUUGGACCUGAGGCAACCAGAACGGAUCUGGUUCCAGCGUAUGUUCGGUUACUUCGUGAUAAUGAGGCUGAAGUGCGUAUUGCUGCAGCUGGCAAAGUAACUAAAUUCUGUCGGAUUUUAAGUCCUGAAUUAGCAAUCCAGCACAUCCUUCCUUGUGUAAAGGAACUAUCUUCAGAUUCAUCUCAGCAUGUGCGCUCUGCUUUGGCUUCAGUCAUAAUGGGAAUGGCACCUGUUCUAGGAAAGGAUGCAACAAUUGAGCAACUUCUUCCAAUAUUUCUUUCACUUUUAAAGGAUGAGUUUCCUGAUGUUCGUUUGAAUAUUAUCAGCAAGCUUGAUCAAGUCAAUCAGGUGAUCGGAAUUGAUCUCUUGUCCCAGUCUCUGCUGCCUGCUAUAGUUGAACUUGCAGAAGAUAGACACUGGAGAGUGCGCCUAGCAAUAAUAGAGUACAUACCUUUAUUGGCCAGUCAGUUAGGUGUUGGGUUUUUUGAUGAUAAGCUCGGGGCCCUUUGCAUGCAAUGGCUAAAGGAUAAGGUUUACUCCAUCAGAGAUGCAGCUGCAAAUAAUGUUAAGCGCCUUGCAGAGGAAUUUGGACCAGAAUGGGCAAUGCAGCACAUUAUUCCACAGGUUCUGGAAAUGAUUAAUGACCCACAUUAUCUUUAUCGGAUGACCAUUCUUCAUGCAGUAUCUCUUCUUGCCCCAGUAAUGGGCUCAGAGAUCACUUGCAAUAAACUUCUGCCAGUGAUUAUUACUGCAUCGAAGGACAGGGUACCAAAUAUAAAGUUCAAUGUGGCAAAGGUGUUGCAGUCUCUCAUUCCUAUUGUUGACCAAUCUGUUGUGGAGAAGACAAUCCGUCCAUGUUUGGUUGAGCUUAGCGAGGAUCCAGACGUCGAUGUGAGAUUCUUCGCCAACCAAGCACUGCAAGCCGCUGAUCAAGUUAUGAUGUCAAGCUAAGGCAACUUUAUGCUUCGUUAGGAAUUUGUUGUUUUACGCAAUUUUAUGCUGGUUAGGAAAUUGUUUGUUUUAUGCUUUUUUGGUUGUCAUUCAAAACCCCCCUCCUCUCAGUACCAAAACUACUUCCAUCCAUCUGUAAUGACUGAUUAACUGGCAUACUUGAAGGGGAAAAGUGAGAUACUUUUGGUCCUUUCCUCUUCACGAUAUUAUGCAUGCUCGAUGAGUAUAUCCUGUUUUUGUUCAAAUAAAUUUCUUUUAAUCUUCA
Messenger RNA from Ipomoea triloba (trilobed morning glory), 2213 nucleotides. Its product is annotated as serine/threonine-protein phosphatase 2A 65 kDa regulatory subunit A beta isoform-like. Lineage: Eukaryota; Viridiplantae; Streptophyta; Magnoliopsida; Solanales; Convolvulaceae. Gene Ontology annotation, cellular component: cytoplasm; protein phosphatase type 2A complex. Gene Ontology annotation, molecular function: protein binding; protein phosphatase regulator activity. The coding region runs from base 194 to 1948 and encodes 584 amino acids. Gene Ontology annotation, biological process: protein dephosphorylation. The record is from RefSeq and is a predicted model, not a curated record. The transcript is spliced from 13 exons.